This is a messenger RNA of Zerene cesonia (dogface butterfly), 654 nucleotides long. RefSeq names its product alpha-crystallin B chain-like. Gene Ontology annotation, biological process: response to heat; protein refolding. The transcript has a single exon. The record is from RefSeq and is a predicted model, not a curated record. Bases 54 to 557 code for a protein of 167 amino acids. Gene Ontology annotation, molecular function: protein folding chaperone. NCBI's taxonomy places the organism in Eukaryota, Metazoa, Arthropoda, Insecta, Lepidoptera, Pieridae.
UGAUAAAUAAGCAUUGAAGCGUUUCACAGACGGUAAUAGAGCAAAAAAGCAAAAUGUCUCUAGUCCCGUAUUGGUUGCGACAUUUGCGGAAUCUCACGUAUCGCGAUCCUUUCAUGAGAGUUUUGGAAGAUCCCUUCGCGGUAUUUGCAAAGGACCCGUUUUUCCGUGAUCCCAUAAAAUACAUGAAACAAGUGACAGCACCGUUGGAGAAUGAUCAUCAUGGAAUUGAAGGUGUUUACUCCGAUUCAGAGGUGAAAAUGGAUGGGAAGAAGGUCGAAGUACAUUUGGACGUACAGAAUUUCACCCCUGAACAGAUUCAGGUGAAAACCGUUGGCAACGAAAUAAUGGUCGAAGGUAAAAAGGAGGUAAAGCGAGAGGACGGUUGGACGAGGAGUCACUUUGAACGGAGGUUUCUGUUGCCCGAAGGUUUCCCACCAGAACGCGUGGAGUGUCAUCUGGAUAAGGGAAAGUUGAAAUUGGUCGCUUUCAGAUCGGAACCUUUGCCCGAAAGAAAUAUCCCGAUCCAAGAUAAAAACAACGACAGCAGCAAGGCAUGAUCCCUAUAAAAUUAUACUUGUAUUCGUUUAAAUGCUUAGACUGAUUAGAAUAUUUUUAUGUAAGUUUAUAAAUAGCGAAUAAAUAUCUUUCCAAUUA